Messenger RNA from Fomitopsis serialis, 1257 nucleotides. RefSeq lists its product as uncharacterized. The record is from RefSeq and is a predicted model, not a curated record. NCBI's taxonomy places the organism in Eukaryota, Fungi, Basidiomycota, Agaricomycetes, Polyporales, Fomitopsidaceae. The transcript has 8 exons. The coding region runs from base 1 to 1257 and encodes 418 amino acids.
AUGUCUACCCUCCGCUCACAGAGCCAAAGCUAUGCCAGCCCGCCACGGCCCUCUCGACAAUGCUCGAAGCCGGGCAGCACAAGACUCAUCGGCGGGCGAUGUAGGCUCAUGGUUGGCGAGGCUGACCAGCAAGCGAGGCGCACGCCUGGCUCUCCGGGACACUACCAGGACACCCCGAUACCGACACCCAACCUCUUGUAUCCAUCACGACAGACCGCCGUAGGCCGGACGAACGACGCUGAGGAUUAUCACCGUCCGGCUGUUGACUGUCCCAGCCAUCGUACACGCGUGUCGCACAUCGGUCCGCAACCCUACCCACGCAUACCGCUCGCGCAUCGGCCCUACGACGAGCUGACCGCGCCGGAUCUGGUCUUGCUGCUCAUCCCGGUCCAGCUUCCCGUGGGCAUGGCCGCGACGCGCACGCCGCCAUCCUGUGCGGAACCCUCCCACAGCACGACUACGUACGGCUGCUACGCAUCGUGCCUGCCCUCAGAGUCUCCCCGGUACGCCGCCGCACGCGAGCAUUCGGGCUAUCGAAUACACGACGUAUCGCCGUCCGGCGAGCUGGCCACGGGGUGCCCUGUUCGCGCUGCGUCGACGUGCACGCUGCGGCUCGUUGCGCUACGCCAGCCACAGGCCGCCGCCUUGGGAGCACUCGUGACGGCGCAGUGCGAGGCCGUUGCGACGAGGUUCGUGGUCAUCCAGCAACCGAAUGAGCUCUGGAGAGCUGAUCCCGCGCUGCGUCUGUCGGCGGGAGUACCUGGGUGCCGCAUCCGACGUGCCCGCCAUCGUCUCCGAGGCUUUGGCGUCCGGACGAUCGAAUACACAACAUAUCGUCGUCCGGCGGACCGGCCACGGAGCACGCCUGUCGACGCACACGCCACCGAUCCUUGCCGGUGCACUACUCCGCCAUGCACGGCCGGUCCACGUCGCGCCUGCCGUGCUGACCGUCGAAUACACGACAUAUCGUCGUCCCGCGGCGAGCCCCUGUCCGCGGGUUCCUUCCGCACGCUCUUCGCUCUCGAACGAACUGCGCGCGAUGUUCCGCGGGCGCUGGGAACGCUGAUCGACGAAGACACGACGUAUCGAGUUCCGGCGAGCGACGUCGUGGGUGUGCGAGAGAGCCCGAGCGCCGGGUAUAGCGAAGACAGGACAGAUCGAGUCCCGGCGAGCAGCGCGAGCGGGUGCCGGUUGAUAACGCGGCAGACGGCCCCCACCACCGACUCGAUGGAAGCUGCGGACCGACGCGGCAGAUGA